AUGGGGGAUGACCGCCCAUUUGUCUGCACCGCCCCAGGGUGUGGACAGAGAUUUACUAAUGAAGAUCAUCUUUCUGUGCAUAAACACAAACAUGAAAUGACAUUAAAAUUUGGUCCUGCUAGAACAGACUCUGUUAUAAUAGCAGAUCAGACCCCUACACCCACACGUUUCCUGAAGAACUGUGAGGAAGUUGGACUAUUCAAUGACCUGGCCAAUUCCUUUGAACAGGACUUUUGCAAAGUACAGGAAGAGGAACACAGGACAAAAACCACAGCGUUAUCCUUACAAACACAAUGUGUAACUUCACAAACAAAAUGUAUAACAAAGGAUGAAGAUGAAGAUCCUUUAGAAGUGGAUUCUUCCCCUCCUGAUAGUCCCGAUUCUUCGUCCAGCAUGUCGGAUAUCAGCAAAGACUCAAGGAUUCUUUCAAAACCAGUGGCAAGUUCUGCCCCAACUCCUACUAUUGUACGUCCUGGUUCUCUGCCUCUUCACAUGAGCAAUGAUCCUCUUCACCCAACGCUGCCAUCUCCAACAUCUGUCAUCACGCAGGCCCCACCCUCCAAUCGACAGCUCAGCUCACCGACAAGCUCUUAUCCCCUCGUAAGGCACCUUGCUAAUGCUAAUGGUCAAACAGUCCCUCUGUUGCCCAGUCCUGUGCAGAUGACAUCAGUCAUAUCGCUGGCGAGGCACGGGAACUCUGUGCCCAACAUUCCUGGGAUCCCAGGACCCCCAGUGGGCGGUGCCAGCAGCGGUUCAUCCUCCCCAUCAGGUUAUCAUCUGCAAUCUGAGACCAAGAUGCGCUUGAAGGCAGCCCUAAGUAAUCAAGGCUCAGGAGCACAUGAUGUUGGUGGUGGCGGUUUGGGGGCAGGUUCCUUCCCAGCCGUACCGCAGAAACAGGAACAGAGCCAGCAACCCACUCAAAAUUCAGAUGCACCAUCACCUGCCCAACCACAGGUGUCCCCUGCGCAGCCAACUGGAGGCCGGCGGCGGCGAGCCUCUGAGAUGGACCCGGAUGAGAGGAGACAGCGUUUUCUAGAAAGGAACAGAGCAGCUGCCUCACGAUGCAGGCAGAAACGAAAGUUGUGGGUGAAUUCUUUGGAGAAGAAGGCAGACGAUCUUGCAAGCAUGAAUGUCUCUCUAACGAAUGAAGUAACGCUCCUCAGGAAUGAGGUGGCUCAGUUGAAGCAGCUCCUCCUUGCCCACAAAGACUGCCCUGUCACUGUUAUGCAGAAGAAAGCUGCUUUCUUAGGUGCAGGAGGAGAGGAAGCCCCCCGAGAGAUCUCAGCCGAACCAAUCGGAUCCCCCGCAGCGGUCAUCCAGCACGGGCCGUCUCCAUCGGCCCCGCCCUCCAGCCCUGGGCCCACCAUCAAUGGAAUGAGCGUUCGCGCCGCAGAGGCGGUGGCCAUGUCCGUCUUGGCCGGCAUGGGAUCGGGCCAGCCAGGAGGGGUCGUCAUGGUGACGCAGUCCCAGCCAACAUCGAGAUGA
Messenger RNA from Nerophis lumbriciformis (worm pipefish), 1485 nucleotides. Lineage: Eukaryota; Metazoa; Chordata; Actinopteri; Syngnathiformes; Syngnathidae. The record is from RefSeq and is a predicted model, not a curated record.